This is a messenger RNA of Sphenostylis stenocarpa, 855 nucleotides long. The record is from the annotation of a GenBank genome assembly. Lineage: Eukaryota; Viridiplantae; Streptophyta; Magnoliopsida; Fabales; Fabaceae.
AUGGGGAAUCUUCUGUGUUGUGUGCAAGUUGAGCAAUCUACAGUGGCUAUUGAAGAAAGUUUUGGACGAUUUGAGAAGGUGCUUGAGCCAGGAUGUCAUUGCUUGCCAUGGUUCCUUGGAAAACAACUUGCUGGUCAUCUCUCUCUUCGGCUACAGCAAUUGGAUCUUCGAUGUGAGACCAAGACAAAGGAUAAUGUCUUUGUUAAUGUUGUUGCUUCUAUUCAAUAUCGUGCCCUGGCAGAGAAGGCCAAUGAUGCCUUUUAUAAACUUAGCAAUACAAAGACCCAAAUUCAAGCCUAUGUUUUUGAUGUAAUUAGGGCAACUGUUCCAAAACUCAACUUGGAUGAUGCUUUUGAGCAGAAAAAUGAAAUUGCCAGAGCUGUGGAAGAAGAACUUGAGAAGGCUAUGUCAGCGUAUGGGUAUGAAAUUGUUCAAACGCUGAUUGUUGAUAUAGACCCAGAUGAGCAUGUGAAGCGGGCUAUGAAUGAAAUCAACGCUGCUGCAAGACUGAGGAUGGCAGCUAAUGAGAAGGCAGAGGCCGAGAAGAUCUUGGUGAUUAAACGAGCUGAGGGUGAGGCUGAAUCUAAAUAUCUCUCUGGGCUGGGUAUUGCUCGCCAACGUCAAGCAAUUGUGGAUGGAUUAAGAGAUAGUGUGCUUGGAUUCUCAGUUAAUGUACCUGGAACGACUGCAAAAGAUGUGAUGGACAUGGUCCUUGUCACUCAGUAUUUUGACACCAUGAAAGAAAUUGGUGCUGCCUCGAAAUCUUCUGCUGUGUUCAUUCCACAUGGACCUGGUGCUGUUCGCGAUGUAGCUAGCCAAAUUCGUGAUGGACUUCUUCAGGCUUCUCAUGAGUAG